Molecule: messenger RNA, 954 nt
Organism: Saprolegnia diclina VS20
Lineage: Eukaryota; Oomycota; Saprolegniomycetes; Saprolegniales; Saprolegniaceae
Exons: 2
Coding region: 39-911 (290 amino acids)
Molecular function (GO): S-adenosylmethionine-dependent methyltransferase activity
Source: RefSeq, a predicted model, not a curated record
CUUGAACUUGGAGUUUUGUCGACAUUUGCCGAAUCUUGAUGACGUCGCAGCCACCGCCCAUCCCGCUGGACGACGCCGUCCGCCAGGUCCAGACCUUCUGGAACAACUUCUCCGAGACGUACACGGCUACGGCCAACAAGCGCAUGACGAUCCAGGGCUCCAGCUCUCUGCACGCGCACUUGGAGCUCGACGACGCCACGAGCGUCCUUGAGAUCGGCGCCGGCGCUGGCAUCGGUACCAUGGACAUGCUCUCGCGCCUCUCGACGGAGCGCGAGACGCGUGUCUUGUCGACGGACCUUUCACCCGAGAUGCUGCAGCGGCUUGAGGCGCGCAUUGCGCCCUUCCACGGCAAGGCCAAGGUCGACGUGGCGUUGGCCAACGCGCAAGAGCUCCAGGGCUUGGCCGAUGCGUCGUUUGAUCGGUACAUUGCGAGCCUCGUCUUGCAGCUGACGCCAGACCCGGACGCAAUGCUCCGUGAAGCCUACCGCGUGCUCAUGCCAAAGGGUCUUGCCGGGUUUGUCAUUUGGGGCAACCCGGAGCACAGUGGCCUCUUUACGAUCCCGAGCAUGAUGGAGAAGGAGCUCGACAUUGGCAACCGCGGCGCCCAGCAUGGCAACUUUGCGCUCGGUUUGAAGCUGGACGAGCUCAAGGCCAAGAUGCGGAAGCUCGGUUUUAGCAGUGUCGUCUCGUGGCCCUUCUUGUGCAUUUCGGAAAAGUGGAGCGGCGAGCGCAACGCCGAGUACCACAACCAAAUGUACCCGCUCUCGCCCGACCAAUUUCCUGAUGACGCCGCUCGCCUCGCAGCGCAGUGCCAGCGCUUUGAGACGAUGACGCGCCUCUCCAACGAGUGGCUUGCGACCAAGGGCAUGCCCAUCGGUCUCGAAGUGUACCUCAUUAUUGCGCGCAAGUAGUACUUCGCAGUAGCAGCAAUGAUACCUUCUUUGUUUCUUUGGU